UCUCCCAGCCGAGUGGGGGGUGCAAGGAGCCAUUGGUGGCUGUGGAGAGGGAGAGGAGGAGAAGCAGGCAAGGACGAAGAGCCUUGGCCCCUCUUGGAGAAGCCCUCAGGGCCAGCAGCGGGGCCUGCCUCCAGGGUCUCUCCUUCUCUCUCCCGGGGAAUGGCCUCGGGGCUGCCUCCUCCGGCCCUGAGCCAAGCCUCGGUGCUGAGCUUCCUGGAGGAGCAGGGCGGCCAGGUGCGCAACGCCGAGCUGCUGAGCCGCUUCAAGCCCCUGCUGGACCCGGCGGGGGCCCCUGCUGCUGGGGAUGACGGAGCAAGAGGAGCAGGAGGAGGAGAUGGGCAGCAGGAGCAGGAGGAGGCAGCCGCCCGGAGGGAGCGCUUCAAGGGCUGGGUCAACGCCGUGGCCGUGGUCAAGGAGCUCGGAGGGGUCAAGUUCGUGGUGCUCAAGAAGAAAUACCGACGCCCCCUGGCAGCUCCUGAACCCAGAGCCCUCCAGGAGACUCCCAACCACAUGGAGGAGGAGGAGGGAGGAGAAGGAGAAAAAGACAACCUGGAGAAGAAGGAAGGAGAAGAGGAGGAGGAGGAAGAGGAAGCUGCCUCCAUCCUUGUGGCUCCUGCCAACCCUGGCUCCCCAGGCCCUUUUCAGGGACCCCUCCCUGAGGAGGAGAAGCAGGCCCUGCCUGUGUCCCAGUUGAAGAGCCUGUUUCAAAGGGAGGAUGGGGAGGCCCCCAAGCCCUCCAGCCAAGACAGGUGGGCCCCCAAAGGCCCUCCCUUGAAGCCCUGCAUGUUGCCAGUGCGCUGUGUAGUGCCCUCUGCUGGGGCGCCUGGUCAAGGCCUCAGGGAGCCCACCCCCGAGGAAGAGCAGCCCGGAGUCAGGGACUUGCUGCAGGUGGCUCCCUCGGCCCUCCGUGCCCUGUCUCCGUACGCCAAGAGACGGCAGUUGGAGGAGACGGGCUCGGGCUCCCCUUAUCUACGCCGUGUGCCCAAGUCUCAGAAGGUAGGCGAGGAAGCCGAGAGUGCAACCACUGUCCCCUUGGAAGCAGCUGAGCAUGAGUGGCUGGUGAAGUCCACAUCUGGAGAGUGGUCCCCGCAGCUGCACGGCCUGCUUCUGAGCGACAAGGACCUGGUGAGCAAAAGGGACUUCAUGAGCGGGUUCACCGUCCUGCACUGGGCGGCUAAGAGCGGGAACUGCGACAUGCUGCACAAGGUCAUCGAGGUGGCCGAGAAAGGAGGCGCUCGCGUCAACGUCAACGUCAAGUCCCACGGAGGGUACACCCCGCUCCACGUUGCCGCCAUACACGGGCAAGAAGAAGUUGUCGCCCAGCUGGUCAGGGACUACAACGCCAAAGUCAGCUUGAGGGACUACAGUGGGAAGAAGCCAUUUCAGUAUUUGAAGGAAGGGUCUUCUUUCGCAGUCCGGCAUCUCUUGCGCGACCCCCAUCUUCACACCGUCACCGGACACAACGCUUCCAUCAAGAAGAACCCCAAAGUGGCCGCCUCUAUUCUGAGCUCCACCAGCACCGUCCUGGGACUUUUGUCUGACGAUACAGCUUUCUAUGAGCUGACUAAAGGCUUAAAGAAGCCAGCCUCUUUUAAUAAGUUUCUGAAUGCAGCCACAGCCCCAAGGAGGAAGAUGAAGUCCAGAGGAACUUUCUCUUCUUAUUCUUCCUUGUCUGAGGCACUGGAGGAAGAUCAGGAGGAAACGACAACAACAACAAAACGGAGACCAAUGUCAGAGUUGUUUUUUGGCCACUAGUCUGCCUGAUGUCAAAUAAUAUGAACACUGAAGUGAGCGUAUUAGCUGGUCUAAUAAUCCAGUGAUUUAAAGUAGAUCCUCUGUGAGAGUAUAUCUAAACAUUGUAAUUGGUUGCAGCAUUCCAGAGUAUGACUUUAGACAGAUAGCCUUGAGAAAAGUUACUCUUACUAAAUUGAUGCAAAGCUUCAUUGGGGUUUUGAUGAGUUGGUUUGUGUUGGUGAGCAAACUUUAAUGUAGGAUCUUCUGGAAGUGCUUAGCUUAGGCUGCCUCAACCUCAUCUGUUAUGCAUUUCAAUUGAAAUUAAUUGAAUGAGUGAGGCUGAACUCUUGUCUCUUGCUGAAAUCAAAGAACGUACAUUGGGGUAAGCAAGGAUAGGUCUGGUCUGCAUGUACUCCUGUAUAUAAAGUGCAUUUUGAAACAAAAACACCAUGUUUAAUUCAGUGCAUGAAGAGUUUUCAGGAACAGAACAUUUGACUUAAAGUCUUUGAACACUUCUGAACUGGGAAUGAAAAGUAUUCCAUAGCGUCCUAGCCAGCUCUUCUAAAGCAGAUUAAUUUGUUAAUUGAAAGAAGGACUCCCUUCUCUAACGAUGUGCCAUUUUCCAUGUUAAAAAUGUUCAGCCCUUUGUGUUGUCGUUCACAAUGGAUACAGUUUUAUGAGAAGCACCUUACAUUUGAGAGUAUCUGUGAUUCCUGUGGUUAAAAAUCACGAGUAAAUUAAGGCACUGUAAAAAUCUGUACUCUAUUUUAUAAAGUGGAAGCAAGAAAUUAAAAAUGUUGCUUUUAUAUCAAA
Molecule: messenger RNA, 2547 nt
Organism: Sceloporus undulatus (fence lizard)
Lineage: Eukaryota; Metazoa; Chordata; Lepidosauria; Squamata; Phrynosomatidae
Gene: SOWAHA
Product: sosondowah ankyrin repeat domain family member A
Exons: 1
Coding region: 160-1755 (531 amino acids)
Molecular function (GO): protein binding
Source: RefSeq, a predicted model, not a curated record